This is a messenger RNA of Metarhizium album ARSEF 1941, 969 nucleotides long. RefSeq names its product short-chain dehydrogenase. The transcript has 3 exons. The coding region runs from base 1 to 969 and encodes 322 amino acids. The record is from RefSeq and is a predicted model, not a curated record. Lineage: Eukaryota; Fungi; Ascomycota; Sordariomycetes; Hypocreales; Clavicipitaceae.
AUGUUCAACCAUCUCCUCGACCAGGUGUCCCAGCUCUACCCCCCCGAGCCAUCCUUUACGGAGUCCUCCCUCCCGGUGUACAUCGUCACAGGCGCCAGCGCCGGCGUCGGCAAGGAACUCGCCCGCAUGCUCUACUCCAAAAACGCACGCGUCUACGUAGCCGCCCGCUCCGAGGAAAAGGCCCUCGCCGCCAUAGCCGACAUCGAGUCCUCGCAGCCCUCGUCGGCCGGCGCCCUCGUCUUCCUGCCCCUCGACCUCGCCGACCUGGCCACCAUCGCCGCCUCGGCCCGCCGCUUCCUCGACCGCGAGCCCCGGCUCCACGUGCUCUUCAACAACGCCGGCGUCAUGAGGCCGCCCAAGAACUCCCUCACCAAGCAAGGCUACGAGCUGCAGCUCGGCGUCAACAACCUCGGCGCCUUCCUCUUCACCAGGCUCCUCUCCCCGCGCCUCGUCGACACCGCCAAGUCCGAGGCCCCCGGCACCGUCCGCGUCGUCUGGGUCGCCUCCUCCGCCGCCGAGGCGCCCCAGGUGCCCCGCGGCGGCGUCCGGCUCGACGACAUGGCCGACCGCCCCCGAAAGGGCCCCUUCGCCAGCUACGCCCUCAGCAAGGCCGGCAACUACCUGCACGCCGUCGAGAUGGCCAGGCGCUACAGGGACCGCGGCGUGCUCAGCAUCCCCCUGAACCCGGGCAACCUGGACUCGGAGCUGUGGAGGACCCAGACCCCGCUUGUGUCGAGCCUGCUGAGGACCUUUGUGCUGCACCCGCCCAGGUACGGCGCCCUCACGGAGCUGUUUGCCGGCCUGUCGGAUGCCGUCACCCCAGACAGGUCCGGUGCUUGGGUUGGGCCCUGGGGCCGAUUCCUGACCAUACGAAAGGACUUGCAAAACGCAGUCGACGACGGCACCUCCAAGGCAUUCUGGGAUUGGACCGAGGAACAGGUGAAGCAGUAUGAGACACCGGCCAAUUAA